Messenger RNA from Poecilia latipinna (sailfin molly), 3526 nucleotides. Its product is annotated as lutropin-choriogonadotropic hormone receptor-like. Gene Ontology annotation, molecular function: luteinizing hormone receptor activity; G protein-coupled peptide receptor activity. NCBI's taxonomy places the organism in Eukaryota, Metazoa, Chordata, Actinopteri, Cyprinodontiformes, Poeciliidae. The record is from RefSeq and is a predicted model, not a curated record. The transcript has 11 exons. Bases 538 to 2619 code for a protein of 693 amino acids. Gene Ontology annotation, biological process: ovarian follicle development; activation of adenylate cyclase activity; phospholipase C-activating G protein-coupled receptor signaling pathway. Gene Ontology annotation, cellular component: plasma membrane.
UAUAAAAUGUAUUUUUAUGAUGAGUGUAGAGACAAAUUGGCAGUAACAGACUGACACUAACCAUAGUAAUAGGCACUCAAAGCUGUAAAGAGCAUAAAGUUACAUUCCUCCCGUAGUUUCACCAAAGUGACUUCAUCAAAUCUCCUACAAUCAGCUUUCAUGUUCACCACCCACCAAACGUCACGCAGGUUCUGCUCUGCGGUCAAAACAAAAAAAAGCAGGUUGGGGCUUUCACUCAGACCAUUCACAGGGUGAGCAACCUCACAAUUACAACAGUCCCUGAAGGCAGCAUCUGAUCCAAGCGCUCAGGGAGAAAGAAAAAAAAAACUGAGUAGAGGAGAGAGACUAUUUAGCCUUGUACCUCUGGCCUGGUAAGAUAAAGCCUCUCUGAGGGUUGUUUUAUCAACUUCAAAAAGACUGAGCAGCGUUUUUUUUUUUUUUAGUCUUGCUUUUUUUUCUUUCUUUUUUUUUAUGUGUGUGUGUUAAUAUUCUAUUUCUAAUUUUCAUCCCGUAGUGAGCGCUGGCCCGGUGUCACGCAUGGCUCCCCGGGCGGUCUGGCUCCUGGUCGCGCUGUCCGCCGUCCUGAAGCUGCGCUCCUGCUGGGCUUAUACCUGUCCGGCCAUCUGCCGCUGCAGCGCCGACACGUUUCAGUGCAGCAGAGACACUCAGCUGGCCUCCAGGACCGCAGCAACAUCUGCGCUGCGACUAAGGCUCACCCAGCUGCCCUUGAAACAAGUUCCCACUCAUGCCUUCAAGGAGCUGAUCAACAUUACCAUAAUAGAGAUCUCCCAGAGUGACUGCAUCACACACAUUCAGAAGCACGCCUUUUUCUCCCUCCACAGUCUGGCGCAGAUCUCAGUGCAGAAUAUCAACAGUCUGAGGGUCAUUGAAAGGGGAGCCUUCACGGAUCUGCCCAGGCUGGAGUAUUUGAGCAUCUCAAACACAGGCCUAACACACUUCCCAGACUUGACAACCAUAUCCACCCUGGCAUCAGAUAUCAUCCUAGAAAUGGCAGACAACAUGAGGAUCGACAUCAUCCCUGCCAAUUCCUUCCAGGGCAUCACAAAGGAGUACGUCGACAUGAACCUGGUUAGGAAUGGCUUCAAGGAGAUAAAAUCUCACGCGUUCAACGGGACCAAGCUCAAAAGUCUAAUAUUGAGGGACAACAGGAACCUCCAUCACAUUCAGGAAGAUGCUUUUGAAGGAGCCACAGGUCCAAGCUAUCUGGAUGUUUCGUUCACGGCUCUAAGUUCCUUGCCGAGUAAAGGCCUGAGUCAAGUGCUAUCCCUGAAAGCCACGUCUGCGUUCGCCCUGAAGAGCCUCCCGCCGUUGGACGGCCUCGCCGAGCUGCUGGAGGCCGAGCUCACUUACCCAAGCCACUGCUGCGCUUUCCACACGUGGCGCAGGAAGCAAAGGGAAAGGGCCUCAAGGAACUUUACAAAGUUGUGUGAUCUCAGCGACGCAGAAAUGGAGCCCACUGAUGACGGCAUGAAUCUCGUCUUUGACAUAAGCUUCCAAUACCCGGACCUCGAGUUUAGUUGCCAUAGCAGCCCGUUCGUGAUGUGCACGCCGAUGCCGGAUGCGUUCAACCCUUGCGAGGACCUGCUGGGCUUCCCCUUCCUGCGCUGCCUCACCUGGCUCAUCACGGUCUUCGCCGUGGCCGGUAACCUGGCCGUCUUGGUCGUCCUGCUCGUCAGCCGCCACAAGCUGACCAUCUCGACAUUCCUCAUGUGCAACCUGGCCUUUGCCGACCUGUGCAUGGGGCUCUACCUGAUGCUGAUCGCCUUCAUGGACUUCAACUCCCGCCACGAGUACUACAACCACGCCACCAGCUGGCAGACGGGGCCCGGCUGCAGCACGGCCGGGUUCCUGACCGUGUUCGCCAGCGAGCUGUCUGUCUACACGCUGACCGUCAUCAGCCUGGAGCGCUGGCACACCAUCACCAACGCCAUGCACGUCAACAGAAGGCUGAGGCUGCACCACGUGGCGGCCAUGAUGGCGGCCGGCUGGGGCUUUUCCCUGCUCGUCGCUCUGCUUCCUCUGGUGGGAGUGAGCAGCUACAGCAAGGUGAGCAUCUGCCUGCCCAUGGACAUCGACACGACGGGCUCUCAGGUUUACGUUAUGGCCGUCCUCAUCCUCAACGUGGUCGCGUUCCUGGUCGUCUGCUUCUGCUACGUAUGCAUCUAUCUCAGCGUGCACAACCCGGAGCACGCCACCCGCCACGGCGACACCAAGAUCGCCAAGCGCAUGGCCGUGCUCAUAUUCACAGACUUCAUAUGCAUGGCGCCGAUCUCCUUCUUUGCCAUCUCGGCCGCGCUGCGCAUGCCCCUCAUAACCGUGUCCCACUCCAAAAUCCUGCUGAUUCUCUUUUACCCCAUCAACUCCCUCUGCAACCCCUUCCUGUACACCAUCUUCACUCGCGCCUUCAGGAGGGACGUGUGCCGGCUGCUGAGCCGCUGCGGCUGCUGCGACGCCAACUCCGAUUUCUACAGAUCACAGACGGUGGCGUCGCAGCACACCUGCAUCAACAAAGUGGCCGACAGGAAACCUCACUCGCUCAGCUUUUAUGCCCAUCACAUUAAGAUGAAGGGCUGCUUUCUAAGUAAGGGAGCGACAUGACUGUUGGCGUGCGGGCUGGGAACUCGGAGGCAACAUCUGCUCACUGAAGAUGCCGCGUUUGAGAAUUAAGGUGAAGUGGUGGAGAGACUGCUGGCGUCACGCAAAUAUCUGAUAGAAUAUCGUGUGGUUUAUUUCGCAAACAGAAAAUGUUCAUUUAAACCGAGGGGGUUUGAAAGUAAGGGAGGUGCAUCCUCUGUUCUGUACAGAUAUUGUAAAAAAAUAAGCAGUUAGACGGAGAACAAAAAAUAAGCUUGUUGAAGAAAUGUAAAGCAUCUCUGUUUGGUUGUACUCUAAACCAUUGAUCAAUGAGAUAUUUAAAGUGGAUCUAAAAAGUUGACAUCCCUGUUAAAAUGGUAGCUUUUUGUGAAGUACAUAAAUUAGUUUUGUUCCCAACGGUCCAGUCAAAGUCCAGAAGCAAAACAGACAUCUUGACAGACCAGAAAGCACACACUGAAAAUACAAACAUUCUUCAAGUAGUAUUUCAAGGUCUGCAAACUGAAGCGAUUUUUUUUUUUUUUUUUUUACAUUUUCCCCUAAAGACUUUUCCCCCCCAGUGGAAUUGCACAUAAUCUUCAAAUCCACAUUAAAAGUUGGAAACAAUUUUAAAAGGAUUUCUCAUUUCGUUUUUCAAACUCCUAGCAUUUUCAUGGAGCUGUUCACACUUGAGAUCCACCAUGAAUCUAUUAAUGAUUUCAGAGUUAUCCUUAUUGAAUCAAGACUUUUACAUUUGUACAUAAAAAAGGCUUGCAUAUCUUUUUAAAUGGUUCUGCUCAAAGUUGAGCUUUAGCGCCACCUUUUGGGUUCAGGAGACAUUUUGACAGGAGUGUUUGAAGACUGUAGUAACAUCUGAAAGGUAAAACUUUAUACUGAAAUGUCCAUUUUAUUGAAAUAAAAUUGUGGUCAUUUA